GAACCACCAUACCGAUCAAGAAUGAUUUAUUUAUCUAUCAUGGUUUCAAAACUUCGAUGACUAUGCUGAUGUGAGGUCGAAGCUUAUUACAACUAUCCCUCUUACCAAUUUAUGAGAGUGAGAGAGAGAGAGAGAGAGAGAGAGAGAGAGAGAUGAGUUCGUCUUCUUCGCCAACUCGUUCUCGAAGUGUUAGCAACAACGGCGAGGAGAGACCGAGAUUUUUCGACAAAAAGGCGAAGAACAUCUGCUGGGCCAACGCCGAGAUAAUUCCCGGUAGACACCCGGAGAGGUGGCGCAAAGACGCCGCCGGCAACGUUGUAUGCAAGCGUUUCUGCAACUGCAGUGGCUGCCUUUGCUUCGAGUACGACCACAUCGUUCCCUUCUCCAAAGGUGGUGAGUCAACAGCAGAAAAUUGUCAGAUUCUUCAGACAAGAGUGAAUAGAUUUAAGUCAGAUAAAGAUGAUGUGGAUGCAACUCGCUUGAAGGGUUUUUCCUGUGAUGUCAAGUUUUCUGAUAAGGAACUUGACAUUAUUGAAAUGGCUGUCUAUGGUGAUGUGGUCCGUCCUGGAAAGGAAUGCCGGUGCAAAACUGUAGCCGAAAUGCUAGGACAGUACAAGUCAAAAGACCGUUCACCUCCCUGCAAGUUGCCAUAUAAUGAAGAAGCUUCGUAGCAGCAAAGGAUUAAGUAAACUCCAAUUAAGGAUCCUUCCUAUGAGCAGUUGGGGCUUACUGUCACAUUUACUUGAAUGAUUCUUUUGAUAUAUAUCUUAUCAAUUUUUAAAAACAAACCAUCUUAUUCAAUACUUUGUGUGACGAUUCAAAUACAAAUGAAAAGGGAUGUGAUUUUUUAGGAGGGGAGAACAAAUUUUGAUCUUACAAACCAAAACCAGGGUUCAAGGACCUUCAUUGACAAUAUAGGUAGAGGUUUCCUGUUUCUGUU
Molecule: messenger RNA, 940 nt
Organism: Humulus lupulus (European hop)
Lineage: Eukaryota; Viridiplantae; Streptophyta; Magnoliopsida; Rosales; Cannabaceae
Exons: 3
Coding region: 153-671 (172 amino acids)
Molecular function (GO): endonuclease activity; zinc ion binding; nucleic acid binding
Source: RefSeq, a predicted model, not a curated record